Molecule: messenger RNA, 2291 nt
Organism: Hipposideros armiger (great roundleaf bat)
Lineage: Eukaryota; Metazoa; Chordata; Mammalia; Chiroptera; Hipposideridae
Gene: ZCCHC12
Product: zinc finger CCHC-type containing 12
Exons: 4
Coding region: 567-1784 (405 amino acids)
Cellular component (GO): nucleus
Source: RefSeq, a predicted model, not a curated record
UCACAGUGGGCAGAGGACGAAAGCAGCCGCGGCUGCCUUGGGAACCGUGCAGCCUCUUCUCCGCUCCCCCUCGCUGGACAGACGUGCGGAACAGCUCCGUGGGGCAGCCCCGGGUCGCUGAGCGGCGAGGGAGUUCCGUCCUUUCCCACUGCAGGGCCGCAGAGACCGAAGGCGGCAUCCACAGCUGUCACACCUGAACGUCCGCUGCUCACCGGCCGCGCACAGAGGAAUAUGUGGGUGUGCAUGUCCAACUCCUAGUCCCUUUCUCGGUGGCAGGCCGUCAAAGCCGAAUCCGAACUUGAAUUCUGUGCAGCUGAUUGCAGAGCUGUCUUGACGCCCUGAGGUCCCGGAUCCGCGACAGAGAUCGACUGUACCCCGGAGACGAUCUUUUUCUCACCGAGGCUACCAGUUUCAGAGACUGGAAAUGAAAUAAAGGGACGCCCUUGUUCCUGAGCUCUUUCCCCACUGAGAUAGGAGGAAGGCGGAUCCCUCCUACGCCUGCAGAUUAGGCUUUUCCAAAAAGUCCGAACAUCUUGUUGUAUUCAGAUACGCGAUCGUCGUCGGUCAUGGCUAGCAUCAUUGCACGCGUGGGUGACAGCCGGCCGCAGAACGCACCCUUGCCUCCGUGGGCUUAUUCUAUGCUGAGAUCCCUGGGGAGGAGUCUUGGUCCUUUAAUGGCCAACAUGGCAGAGAGAAACACGAAAUUGUUCUCGGGGAGGGUGGUGCCAGCCCAGGGGGAAGAAACCUUUGAAAACUGGCUGAUCCAAAUCAAUGGGGUCUUGCCAGAUUGGAAUACGUCCGAGGAGGAAAAGCUCAAACGCUUGCUGAAAACCCUUAGGGGCCCCGCCCGUGAGGUCAUGCGUUUGCUCCAGGCGGCCAACCCCAACCUAAGUGUGGCAGAUUUCUUGCACGCAAUGAAAUUGGUAUUCGGGGAGUCUGAAAGUAGUGUGACUGCUCAUGGUAAAUUUUUUAACACUCUGCAGGCACAAGGGGAGAAAGCCUCCCUUUAUGUGAUUCGUUUAGAGGUGCAGCUCCAGAACGCUAUUCAGGCAGGGAUCAUAGCUGAGAAAGAUGCAAACCAGACUCGCCUGCACCAGCUCCUUUUAGGGGCUGAGCUGAAUGGGGACCUGCGCUACAGGCUGAAGCAUCUUCUCAGGAUGUACACAAAUGAGCAGGAGCGUCUUCCCAAUUUCAUGGAGUUAAUCAAAAUGAUAAGGGAAGAAGAGGAUUGGGAUGACAAUUUUAUUAAAUGGAAGCGGGCCAAAAGAUCUGAGUCAAUGGUGGAGAGGGCAACCAGCCCAGUGGCAUUUCAGGGCUCCCUACCAAUAGUGAUCAGCAGUGCUGACUGCAACGUGAUAGAGAUAGAAGAUAGUCUUGAUGAUUCAGAUGAGGAUGUGAUCCUGGUGGAGGCUCAGGACCCCCCACUUUCAUUCUCAGGUUCUCCCUCCAGAGGCAGAGCCAGGCCUUGGGAUCAAGUGCUAGUCAUUGAUUCCCCCAACACUUCCCAGGCUCAAUCUCCUUUGACCAGUGGGGGUUCUGAGUAUAAGAAUGGUGGUCCUGGGGAUAUGCGUAGAGCCAGGAAGCGAAAAUAUGUAAUCCGCUGUUCACAUUGUGGCGAGGUGGGCCACUCAAAGGAAACCUGUGACAAUGAGAGCAACAAGGCCCAGAUGUUUGAAAAUCUGAUUGUCACCCUGCAGGAACUGACACAUACUGAGAAGGAGGAGUCACGUGGGACCCCUGAUGAGCUCAACGACAGUGAAGUGCUAGCCCCCAGCCUUAAGUGAACCCUAAACUAUAUUCAGAAUCCAGCGAUGGGCAAACUGGGGAGGGGGGAAGCCCACUUCUAACUGCAUGACUUAAUCCACAAAGCGGCUUUCUUUUGGGGUGGAGGAGAUAGGGUGUUGGAUACCAGCACAGUGGUCAGACAUGGCCUGACCUCUGUCCUUGCUCCCCCACCCCCACCCCUGCUGCCUAGCAUCUAUUUUCUGUGUGUGCACAUUUCCUUGAUGGCUUUAUUCUCUUUGUGAAAGUGGUAUAAUUCACUGUUAAAUCUUCAAACAACAAAGUACAAAAAGUAAAGUACAAAUUACCCCAAACCCUCUACUGUUAUAUAACCAUCAUUAACCCUUUGAUGAAUGUCCUACGUAUUUCCCUAUACCUGUGUACCCAGAUAGAGAUAUGUAUAGAUAAAAGUGAUCAAAUGUAAGUGCUGUUCUACAGUCUGUAUUUUUUCACCAAACAAUAUAUGUUGUGGGCUUCUUUCUAUGUCAAUAAAUAUAUAUCAGCAUCUA